UAUUAUAUGAUUGACUUUGACACAUGAUCAGAUAGUAAAAUAGAGAAGGUCUACAACAGGACUGGGAUGUACAAGUUUGUUAAUUUAACAAUGCUACUUUAAAAAGAUGGCAGCACUUCUGUAUAUUAUAUAUGGGCGUAACCCGGAAGUAAUAACAAUUGACCUUGACAUGUUUCCAGAUGAACAAAAUACAAAAUCAAUUUAGAAUUUUCUCCAAUAUCUCCAAAAUGCAGAGGAUAUUUGUUUAUGGUACCUUGAAAAAAGGUCAGCCUAACCAUAAGUUCAUCGCUGAUGCUGAGAAUGGAAGUUGUAUUUUUAUAGGAACUGGGAGAACAGUAGACAAGUGGCCACUUGUAAUUGCUUCAAAGUACAACAUUCCCUUUUUACUGGACAAUAAAGGGCAUGGGAAGAGAGUCACUGGUGAAGUCUACAGUGUCAAUCCACAACUAAAGGCAAUUUUGGACAAACUUGAAAUCAAAUAUCAAGAAAUAGAACUAGACGUAGAGCUAGACAAUCAACAAGAAGAAACUAAAUGUUCAUGUUAUGUGAUUAACAAUUUUAAACAGGAGCUGAUGGAACUUGAUCUACUGGAGAGCUACAUCGAUGUUGAACUACGAUUUGUCAGACUUCAGGAUAGGGAACCCAAUGACUUUUAUGAUUAUAUAACUGAUGUUCGCAAUUUACCUUAAACUAAAAUUUCCAACUGGAGAUUUGUAGUAAUGUUUCCCUCAUAAUGACAUGAAUGAGUGCCCAUGCAUAGUUUUUAGACGACCCUUCGAAAUUAGAGCGCUACAAGAUGUUAUCUGAGAGUCUGGAGCCAUCAAUAAAGCAGAUAAAAGAAUAUCUGGUGUGCAUUAAUAGUGGACAGCAAUUAGCAAAUUGAUUUUAAUGCCUCCUUAAAUGCUCUACAAAGGUUGUGUUAUAACACAUUUAUGCACUAACUAAUAAAUUAUUCUAUUUAACCGAAAAUUAGGAAUUGAGCUUUGAUAGUAUUUUGUGAUUGUCAUAAAAAGUUAACAUCACAUGAAUAUUUAUAAUGACUAAAUGUU
This is a messenger RNA of Owenia fusiformis, 1049 nucleotides long. NCBI's taxonomy places the organism in Eukaryota, Metazoa, Annelida, Polychaeta, Sabellida, Oweniidae. The record is from the annotation of a GenBank genome assembly.